AUGGCGCGCUUCCUGCUCUGGCCUUCCGUCCUGCUGUCGGCCACGCUUGCGCAGGCGCUCGUGGUCUCGUCGGGUGGCAGCGCCUCUCGUCUGCGGCAGCAACGCGAGCGGGCCGGCGAGAAUGCAGUCUAUUUCAUCAUGGGCGGGCCGGGCUCCGGGAAAGGGACGCAAUGCGCGCGGCUGGUGGAGCACUUUGACGCGACCCACCUCUCCGCCGGCGACCUCCUCCGCAGCGAGGCGACCAUCCGCAAGCGCUUCCGCACCUACCUCGACGAGUCGAUGCCGGUGGUGGAGGCGCUGGAGGCGCGGGGCUUGGUGCGGCGCGUCUCUGCCGAGGGCUCGGCCGACGCGGUCUUUGCUGCCGUGCUCGAUGCCUUUGCGGACCAGCGACUUGGCGCCACGCGAGCCACCGGAUGA
Molecule: messenger RNA, 417 nt
Organism: Emiliania huxleyi CCMP1516
Lineage: Eukaryota; Haptophyta; Isochrysidales; Noelaerhabdaceae
Exons: 4
Coding region: 1-417 (138 amino acids)
Biological process (GO): CDP biosynthetic process; UDP biosynthetic process
Cellular component (GO): cytoplasm; nucleus
Molecular function (GO): ATP binding; UMP kinase activity
Source: RefSeq, a predicted model, not a curated record